ACCAACCAAUCACUGUUGAUGAGGGGAGUGGAACCUCAACCCAGCACAUUAUUGUGAUAGAGUCUGCAGGUCCUGGGGUCAAGCAGGAGACAUCUGAAGGAGAGGAGAACCCACUGUACAGCAGAGACCGCCAAACUGGAGCAGUGGGAGCGCCUCCUGUAGCCACGGACAAACCCACCACCGCCCCAGCGCAGCCCAAGACCCAAUGCAGCAUCACGGAGAGAUGGACCCUAGCAACAUGCCCUUGGGUUUAGAGGCACAGACUGAUCUGUCUAGACGGGACUGGAACCAGUGCAGUAGAAGUGUAUACUCUGAAGGGUGCCUAUAUGAGGCAGGGGAGGGUAUGGCCAUAGAUGACGUGACUGUGAAAGUGGAGGGUGACAUUCCUCCCACAUGGAAUGCAGAUAGUCACCUAGGAGAUGGACACUCACAGGGCAGAGAUUUCUUAGAUUACAGGGAAAGCUUGGAGACCAAUCCAAAUGUCGCUGCCCACUACCCUUUACAUACGCUCAAGGAUCGCGACCCAUUAUCCACGUCGAUGGGGCCUUCCGAUUCACAUGGCAGCAUCCUUUUCAAUCAGGUAUUGAACUCAAACGACAGGACUAGGGCUCAGAGAGGGGAAGCUACAUCAGGCAAUAGUAAAGCUAAACGGUUCCCCUGCAUGUUCUGUAACAAAGGCUUCAGCUGCCCCCAGAAGGUGGAGAUCCACCAGAGGGUCCACACAGGGGAGAAACCCUACAGCUGUGCUCAGUGUCACAUGCGCUUCACCCAGGCUGGCAACCUGAAAAGACACCAGAGGGUGCACACCGGGGAGAAACCCUACAGCUGUACCCAGUGCCACAUGUGCUUCGCCCAGGCUGGUCACCUGAAGAUGCACCUGAAGGUCCACACAGGAGAGAGGCCGUUCACUUGUACGCACUGUGGGAAGAGGUUCUCAGAGAGGAGCUACCUCAGGAUACACCAGCAGAAUAAACACUCCACUCUGAUAAUAUAGAAAGUAACAAUAUCACUUGAUAGCUUCUGACAUUUAGAUCAAACCCUGGAUUUCAGCAGAAAAGCUCCACAGAUGCAUUUGGAAUGACAAGAGUAACAGAUUUCGGUGUUGAAUAUUCCUGGGUAGAGUGUUGCAUAUAGACUUUGGCAUAUUUAAGCCUACAAAUCUAUUACAUAUUGUGUUUGUACUGUGUUGGCUAUAUGAUGUUCACAAAUGCCUAUUUCAUUACUUCCAUUCAACUACUUACAUUUUUCCCCAAGACACUUAAUGAGAAAAUGAAUGCAGUUUAUCAAGUUCAUGCCUAAUUUUUGUAUAUGUUUGGUUUUCAUAUGGUGUAUUUAAGUUUUGUUUAAUAAACACAAAAUGAGACUUUUCA
Messenger RNA from Oncorhynchus mykiss (rainbow trout), 1370 nucleotides. RefSeq lists its product as uncharacterized. Gene Ontology annotation, biological process: regulation of transcription by RNA polymerase II. The record is from RefSeq and is a predicted model, not a curated record. Gene Ontology annotation, molecular function: DNA-binding transcription factor activity, RNA polymerase II-specific. Gene Ontology annotation, cellular component: nucleus. Lineage: Eukaryota; Metazoa; Chordata; Actinopteri; Salmoniformes; Salmonidae.